AUGGCUGGUGACAAGAUCCUCGUUUUCGGCGCCACUGGGCCUGCAGGCAUUGUCCUUCUACGAGAAUUACUUCAUCGUAAACUUCCAGUCCUGGCUUAUUGUCGAACACCUUCGAAAAUUCCCGAGAACAUCUUCGAUGAUCCUCUCCUUGAAGUUGUUAAAGGCGAUAUGACCCAACGAGACGCCAUAUCUAGAGCCAUCUCCAAGUCACGGGUUAUCAUCUCACUCCUCGGACCCAGUAGUGCCAAACCGCUUUCGGACUCUGAAUUUGCGGACUAUUACCGCCUUAUCGUGUCACUGAUGAAAGAACACCAAGUUUCUCGAAUUCUGGCCCUUGGCACGACAGCCAUCUAUCAACCCGACGAUCAAACCUCUAUCACCCGUGGUCUCAUGGGUACACUUAUCAAGGUUAUGGCGAACUCUGCAUACCACAACAUCCUGGCUAUUCAAGAGUAUUUCGAGAAGCUAAAUGAUACAUCCAUCGACUGGACUGUUUUUCGGCUUGGCUGGCUGGGUGGCACCAGCGACAAGUCUGCGUGGUUGACCGACCGUGAAAAAGGCAAGGCGUUUGCAGGACCUGUUGCGACUCUUGGCUACACUUCAGGAAUCAACAGAAGUAUCUUGGCCAGAUGGCUUGCUGAUGUAGCCACCGCUGAACCUGCGAUGUGGGUGCGUCAAAUGCCUGCAGUAAGCAAAGCUGGCUAA
Molecule: messenger RNA, 705 nt
Organism: Fusarium poae
Lineage: Eukaryota; Fungi; Ascomycota; Sordariomycetes; Hypocreales; Nectriaceae
Exons: 2
Coding region: 1-705 (234 amino acids)
Source: RefSeq, a predicted model, not a curated record